GGGGACUCGCCAUGGGGCUUUGAACAUAAAUGGUUUAAAAUAUUAAUGUUGAAUAAGUGAACUGAGUGAACUGAUACCUCCCCUGCUGGGACAUGUCCUUACAGAAACUCAUGGAGCCAGAAGCUGGGACCAAUAGGACAGCUGUUGCUGAGUUCAUUCUACUGGGCCUAGUGCAAACAGAAGAGAUGCAGCCAGUUGUCUUUGUGCUCUUCCUCUUUGCCUAUCUGGUCACAAUUGGGGGCAACCUCAGCAUCCUGGCAGCCAUCUUGGUGGAGCCCAAACUCCACGCCCCCAUGUACUUCUUCCUGGGGAACCUAUCAGUGCUGGAUGUCGGAUGUGUCACUGUCACUGUUCCUGCAAUGUUGGGUCGUCUCUUGUCCCACAAGUCCACAAUUUCCUAUGACGCCUGCCUCUCCCAGCUCUUCUUCUUCCACCUUCUGGCUGGGAUGGACUGCUUCCUGCUGACCGCCAUGGCCUAUGACCGAUUCCUGGCCAUCUGCCGGCCCCUCACCUACAGCACCCGCAUGAGUCAGACAGUCCAGAGGAUGUUGGUGGCUGCGUCCUGGGCUUGUGCUUUCACCAACGCACUGACCCACACUGUGGCCAUGUCCACACUCAACUUCUGUGGCCCCAACGAGGUCAAUCACUUCUACUGUGACCUCCCACAGCUUUUCCAGCUCUCCUGCUCCAGCAGACUCAAUGAGCUGCUGCUCUUUGCUGUGGGUUUCAUCAUGGCAGGCACACCUGUGGUUCUCAUCAUCACCUCCUACAGCCACGUGGCAGCUGCAGUUCUACGAAUCCGUUCAGUGGAGGGCCCGAAGAAGGCCUUCUUCACUUGUGGCUCCCACCUCACCGUGGUUUGUCUUUUCUUUGGAACAGGUAUCUUCAACUACAUGAGACUGGGUUCAGAGGAGGCUUCAGACAAGGAUAAAGGGGUUGGAGUUUUCAACACUGUUAUCAACCCUAUGCUGAACCCUCUUAUCUACAGCCUCAGAAACCCUGAUGUUCAGGGUGCUCUGUGGCGAAUAUUUUUGGGGAGGAGAUCACUGACCUGAGAGGUAAUGGGGUCCCUCCUUUCCUGCCUUUUCUGGACUGAGAAAAUUUUCCCAUGAAGACAGUAACCAGGAAAAAUUCAGCCGCAACUA
This is a messenger RNA of Pan troglodytes (chimpanzee), 1145 nucleotides long. It is a transcript of the gene OR3A2, whose product is annotated as olfactory receptor family 3 subfamily A member 2. Gene Ontology annotation, molecular function: olfactory receptor activity; G protein-coupled receptor activity. The record is from RefSeq and is a predicted model, not a curated record. Gene Ontology annotation, cellular component: membrane. Gene Ontology annotation, biological process: G protein-coupled receptor signaling pathway. NCBI's taxonomy places the organism in Eukaryota, Metazoa, Chordata, Mammalia, Primates, Hominidae.